This is a messenger RNA of Symbiodinium pilosum, 1575 nucleotides long. The record is from the annotation of a GenBank genome assembly. NCBI's taxonomy places the organism in Eukaryota, Dinophyceae, Suessiales, Symbiodiniaceae.
AUGUCCGGGUGGCGAUCGGACUUCGCGAAGACCAAGGUGACGGUUGCACUGUGGGCAAACUUAGAGGAUGCCAACGUUUACAUGCUCUACGAGCUGGCUGCGGCACAGUUUUGGCCCUACCAGCAAUAUCGUCCCAAUGUGCAAGCCAUCUUUAGUGAUGAUCGCCGGUUCAACUCGGGGCUGCUGAAGGAGAUGGCCUGGAACAAGCUCUUGGACCCCGCCUCGUCGUUUCGCUCAAGCGAGGCGGAUGUUUUCCUUAUUGUGGCAUCCUCCAGAUACAAGCCGGUCAACGACAGGUUUAUAGAUUCUCUCUCUGGCUCGAUAUUCCUGGACUGGAGCCUGCGGGAUUUCAUGGUCCACCUUUACAAGGACUCAGGGGGUGACCUAACGGUGAAGAAUCCAGCUUCUGUGGCAAGAGCCCUGGCGGUUGAAUGGAAUGGGAAGAGCUUCAAAGACUAUCAUUUUUGGAUCCUACAAGCAAGUAAGCUGAAGCCUGCACAGUUGAUCCUAGACGACAGGGGAGGCUCCACGUCCAGAGAGGCCACCGUCACGGAGGCCACAGAUGAGGAACUCAUGGUACAAAAGUACACACGGCAGAGCUUUGAGCAGUACAUGGUGCCAAGAAUCACGGCAGGUCCUAGUAACCUCGAGUAUAAGAUUGGCCUGGUGGGUGGCAAUGGACCCAUUGCUGGAGCUUUUGCUGUGUUGAUCGUAGCAGAGAAGCUGCUGGAAGCUGGAAGAGGUCUUGGCCACAUCGGCCUAGAGGUCUUCUCACAGUCCCAGCAUCCCAUGUCCGCUAUGGAGGCAGCAACACACCCUCUGAUGGUCAAGACGUAUGUGAGGAGCUUGAACGACUUCCUCACGCGCAAGGAUAUCGACAUCUAUGGCUGCGCCAGCAACACCUGGUAUCAGAACUUGUAUGUCCCCAACUCUAUGAGCUGGGGAAUGGCGGUUCUGUCGGGCUUCCGGAUGGUGCAUAUGCCGCGAGCUACCGUGCAAAAGGCCACCCAGUGCUUGAAGAGGAGAAGGCUUGGGAUGAUAGCAACUCACUGGACACACCGCGCAGGGCACAUUUCGGGUGAAGUUGAUGAAGACGGAUUCCUGCUCGAUGGAACGGGUAUUCUGGAGCAUGGCGUAGAGAGCGAGAACGUUUAUGCCGUGGAGGUGCAGAAAGUUGCAGAUGGCAGCGCGGUGCUCAUCUCCGCAAAUGUGGACACAGCUUGGGAUGCGAUCAUGGUUGCCAAACAUGGCGACGUGGAGACGGCCAAGAAGAUGUUCAUGGACGAAAAGGUCGGCAAGGUUGAGGGGCUUGGAGUUCCUGAACACUUCGGCAGCUCAAAUCAAAACGUCUGGGCUGGAACUCGGGUUGUUGGAAAUGUGAAGUACAUCCACGAGCAGAGCGUGGACGCUAUCAUUGGCGGCUGCACUGAAGUGGGCCUUGCAUUAGAGCAACAGGAUCUUGAUAGCAUCUCAACGCCCGGCUCCAUGGCCUUCGUAGACUCGGGGGCCGUCAUGGCAGAAGUCUUGGCAAAGAAAGCCCUGGCCCGUGGCAAAGCAAUCUCGCUCUGCGACUGA